Gongylonema pulchrum is the source of this 369-nucleotide messenger RNA. Lineage: Eukaryota; Metazoa; Nematoda; Chromadorea; Rhabditida; Gongylonematidae. The record is from the annotation of a GenBank genome assembly.
AUGCAGUUUAAUAAACGGUGGCAAAAACCAUUUGUGCCUCUCGAGAAGCCCAUCAAGGAGGACAGUGGAAAGAGUCCGUUACCGCCGGCAAGUCUCAUCGACACAUACAGCAGUCGGCGUCGAUCCACAGCAACUUGCAGCUUGGAGGAUUCGAAUCCCAAUGCAUCAACUACCAAAAUGUCCGGACACUGGCCAACAAAAGAACCGGAACAUGUUGAUUUUCAUGAUAUCAAUUUGAGGGUGGAAAACUUGCGAAAACGGUUAGAAAAAACGAUGAAUGACUUGCCAAAUCAAUCACCAAGAAAAUCACUGGAUUCAGAAAAUGAAAAAGCUGAGCUGUUGCUAGAAAGCCGAAGGCUUGCUGGAGCU